Guillardia theta CCMP2712 is the source of this 372-nucleotide messenger RNA. RefSeq lists its product as hypothetical. The record is from RefSeq and is a predicted model, not a curated record. The coding region runs from base 1 to 372 and encodes 123 amino acids. NCBI's taxonomy places the organism in Eukaryota, Cryptophyceae, Pyrenomonadales, Geminigeraceae. The transcript has a single exon.
AUGGGAUCAGGGCGGGGAUGCAGGGACAGCCUGGCAGGAGAGGCUGGUAAGGUAGACGGAGAGCGAGAGGAAUCGGACGAGGGUGUGCAGGUAGGAGACGGGGGAGCGCUGCUUGGGGGAGACAGGUACUGGACGAUAGGAGAGGAUGAGGGUGCGGGGAGCUGGGAGGGGCUGGAGCUGGAGGACGGGAGGGAGCAUUGGGAGGUAGGAUCCGAUCUCGAGAUACUCCUAACGGAGAAGGAAGGAGGGGAGGAGGCAGCAAUGUCGAUCGUGGUGGGGCAGCAGGGAGAUCAGGGGGAUCAGCAGCAGGAGGAGGUGGUGGAGGAGAUGGUGGAGACGCUCUGGUGUCUACAAGUGGGUACUGCUCUGUAA